AAUAAAGUUUCGCAGAUGACCUUUGACACCAAGAUGUCAGCCUACAUGCCGCUCCCUGUGAAGAUGUCACCGUCAGCCUUGGUGGGAAUAAAGUGCGUUUUUAAAGAGCAGCUUUGUUCUAGAAAGAUUUUAAAAUGCUUAACAGAGCUCUACAGGCGAGGUUACUCGGUGACGGCUGGCCAGGCGGCGGCGACGGCGGUGGAGGAGGUGGAGAGCGGUGUGACCGCCGCCGGGUUCAGCGGUCCUUUGGAUCACUACAGCGGGCUGAUCCGAGCCGGGAGCCUGCGGGAGGACGAGCACCAGAGAGCGGUACUGCAGAAGCUGGACGAGCUGCACAAAACGCUGAGAGGAUACACCAAUAGACCCACAUCCAUCAUGUCGAGGUUUUUCUCCAAACCAAAGCCCCCUCAAGGCUGCUACAUCUACGGCGACGUCGGCACAGGGAAGACGAUGGUGAUGGACAUGUUUUAUUCACAUGUGGAAACGGAGAGGAAGAAGAGGGUCCACUUCCACGGUUUUAUGUUGGACGUGCAUAAAAGAAUCCAUCGGUUGAAGCAGAGCAUGCCCAAAAGGAAAGCAGGGAAAAUGGCCAAAUCUUACGACCCCAUCGCUCCGGUCGCCGAGGAGAUCAGCGAGGAGGCCCGUCUGCUUUGCUUCGAUGAGUUCCAGGUCACAGAUAUCGCCGAUGCCAUGAUCCUAAAGCAGCUCUUUGAAAAUCUGUUUCUGAACGGCGUUGUUGUCGUGGCGACGUCCAACCGUCCACCUGAAGAUUUGUAUAAAAACGGCCUGCAGAGAGUCAACUUUGUGCCUUUCAUCGCGGUGUUGCAGAAAUAUUGCCAAACUCUUCGCCUCGAUUCAGGCAUCGACUACCGCAAACGGAACAGACCUUCUGCGGGGAAACUUUACUUCCUCUCCGGUGAACCUGACGCCGAGGCAACGCUGGACAAAAUGUUCGACGAGUUGGCUUUUAAACAGAACGACAUUACCCGGCCGCGAGUUUUAAACGUUCACAACCGGAAGGUCCGUCUGAACAAAGCCUGCGGGACGAUCGCAGACUGUACGUUUGAGGAGCUGUGCGACAGACCUUUAGGGGCCAGCGACUACCUGGAAAUAUCCAGACUGUUUGACACAGUCUUCAUCCGACACAUUCCUCUGCUGACGCUCAACAAGAAAACUCAGGCCAGGCGGCUCAUAACGCUCGUGGACGCGCUCUACGACCACAAGGUGCGGGUGGUGAUACUCGCCGAACGCCCGCUGGAGGACAUUUUUGUUCAAGACGGGGAUCACAGUCACGACGAGAGCCACAUUCUGAUGGAUGACCUGGGGCUGAAAAGGGACGAAGCCAGCAGUCUGUCCAUCUUCAGCGGGGAGGAGGAGAAGUUUGCCUUCCAGAGAACCGUUUCUCGACUCACAGAGAUGCAGACUGAAGAUUACUGGCUGGACGGGGACAGAAGCUUAAAAGCUUCCGGAAAAUAAGAAUGCAGGAUACUUUAUGAACUACUCUCAUAUAUGCCAAAAAAAAUACUACACUACUCUAUCUCCCCUUUGCACAGAGCACCAGGGGACUGCUUAACAGUAUCUGUGCAAAUGUACAUACAAUAUUUAUUAGUAUCUAAAAUAAUUUUGUCAUUUAAAUGCAAAUUUGCACUUUAAGCGUCAUUUUAAGGUGGAUUUUUGGGAAGGCAUGUCGCUUUUGAUCCAGUGUCAUAUAAUAACUCAAGUUUUUUAACUUCUCUGUUGUUUGGGGAAAAGAUAUAAAAACACAACAUGGACAGUUGAUAGAGAUAUGGAAGUUUAUGAGUCUGUUUUGUUUUAAGUAUUUCAAUAAAAUGAUUUUAUGUUUUA
This is a messenger RNA of Xiphophorus maculatus (southern platyfish), 1845 nucleotides long. RefSeq names its product AFG1-like ATPase (gene afg1la). The coding region runs from base 16 to 1476 and encodes 486 amino acids. Gene Ontology annotation, molecular function: ATP binding; ATP hydrolysis activity. The transcript has 13 exons. NCBI's taxonomy places the organism in Eukaryota, Metazoa, Chordata, Actinopteri, Cyprinodontiformes, Poeciliidae. The record is from RefSeq and is a predicted model, not a curated record. Gene Ontology annotation, cellular component: cytoplasm; mitochondrion.